Lasiodiplodia theobromae is the source of this 1068-nucleotide messenger RNA. Its product is annotated as Map kinase protein. Gene Ontology annotation, cellular component: nucleus; cytoplasm. The record is from RefSeq and is a predicted model, not a curated record. Gene Ontology annotation, biological process: protein phosphorylation; osmosensory signaling pathway; stress-activated MAPK cascade. The transcript is spliced from 9 exons. Gene Ontology annotation, molecular function: ATP binding; MAP kinase activity. Bases 1 to 1068 code for a protein of 355 amino acids. Lineage: Eukaryota; Fungi; Ascomycota; Dothideomycetes; Botryosphaeriales; Botryosphaeriaceae.
AUGGCGGAGUUUGUGCGCGCCCAGAUCUUCGGCACGACGUUCGAAAUCACCAGCAGGUACACCGACCUUCAGCCCGUCGGCAUGGGCGCUUUUGGCCUCGUAUGUUCGGCCAAGGACCAGCUCACCGGCCAGGCCGUUGCCGUCAAGAAGAUCAUGAAGCCGUUCAGCACGCCCGUGCUGUCGAAGCGGACAUACCGCGAGCUGAAGCUGCUGAAGCACCUGAGGCACGAGAAUGUCAUCAGUCUUAGCGACAUCUUCAUCUCGCCGCUCGAGGACAUUUACUUCGUCACCGAGCUGCUCGGCACGGAUCUGCACCGUCUUCUCACGUCGCGGCCUCUGGAGAAGCAGUUCAUCCAAUAUUUCCUCUAUCAAAUACUGCGUGGUCUGAAAUAUGUCCACUCGGCCGGUGUUGUCCACCGCGACCUGAAGCCCAGCAAUAUCUUGGUCAACGAGAACUGCGACUUGAAGAUUUGCGACUUUGGUCUUGCUCGCAUCCAAGACCCGCAGAUGACGGGAUACGUGUCGACGCGAUACUACAGGGCUCCCGAGAUCAUGCUCACGUGGCAGAAGUACGACGUCGAGGUUGAUAUCUGGAGUGCGGGCUGCAUCUUUGCCGAGAUGCUGGAGGGCAAGCCUCUGUUCCCCGGCAAGGACCACGUCAACCAGUUCUCGAUCAUCACGGAACUGCUGGGCACGCCGCCGGACGAUGUGAUCCAGACUAUUUGCAGCGAGAAUACUCUGAGAUUCGUCCAAUCGCUGCCGAAGCGCGAGCGGCAACCGCUGGCCAACAAGUUCAAGAACGCAGACCCGCUUGCCAUCGACCUCCUCGAGAACAUGCUCGUCUUCGACCCGAAGAAGCGCGUAAGAGCGGGCGACGCGCUGGCGCACCCCUACCUUGCGCCGUACCACGACCCCACCGACGAGCCGGUGGCGGAGGAAAAGUUCGACUGGUCGUUCAACGACGCAGACCUCCCGGUCGAUACGUGGAAGAUCAUGAUGUACUCGGAAAUCCUCGACUACCACAACGUAGAUGCGCAAGCACCGGACGUCGAGCAGAACGGCAGUUAA